This is a messenger RNA of Rosa rugosa (rugosa rose), 1701 nucleotides long. RefSeq lists its product as uncharacterized. The record is from RefSeq and is a predicted model, not a curated record. The transcript has 5 exons. Lineage: Eukaryota; Viridiplantae; Streptophyta; Magnoliopsida; Rosales; Rosaceae. Bases 335 to 1402 code for a protein of 355 amino acids.
CUCCCCUUCUUUCGGUUUCAUCAUAUUUUGGAUCUCCCCUCGACUUUCUCACGACCCUCGUCUCCUCCUCCUCUCUCACCAACUUCACCCUUGAUCUCUUCGCUAUCCACCAUGCCUCCAUAUCCCUAGUACCCAUCUUUUUCAAACCAUUCAAAUUCUUUUCUCCGCAAUACAUUGAGCAAUUUUUCACAAUUUCGAUUUUUAUUGUAUACUUUGGAUUACGGGUUUUCUUUAUCUGUUCCUACGAUAUCGAAUACCAUCUGGGUUUUGUUCGAAUCGAUUCAUUAUUCUUGCAAGCUUUGUUUUUUGGGUUUGUGGGUUUUGUCUCAAAAACAUGGCAGCGAAGCUGGGAAUGCUCCAUUAUGUAUUGGACCAUGUGUAUGGUGCAUUCAUGCACAGAACCAAGAUAAGCCCUCAGUUUUUUUCAAGAGGGUGGGGUGGUAAACAGCUUGAAUUGCUGGAGAGGAUGAUUAACCAGCUAUUUCCAGAGGCUGCAGGGCAGAAUUGGCCGCCCAUUUUGGUCCGGCCCACUUGGAAGACUGUUUGGGAUAGCAAGAACGCUUGUCUUCGAGAAGGGGUGUUCAGAACUCCUUGUGAUGAGCAGCUUCUUAGUGCAUUGCCUCCUGAGAGUCACAACGCGAGAGUUGCUUUUCUUGUUCCGAAAUCGGUUCCCCCUCAGAAAAUGGCUUGUGUGGUUCAUCUUGCAGGGACUGGGGACCAUUCAUUUGAACGAAGGUUACGACUUGGGGGACCAUUAUUGAAGGAAAACAUUGCAACUAUGGUGCUUGAGAGCCCUUUCUAUGGACAAAGACGUCCUAUGAUGCAGCGUGGUGCAAAGCUAUUGUGUGUUAGUGACUUGCUUUUAUUAGGAAAGGCAACAAUUGAAGAAGCCCGCAGUCUCUUGCAUUGGUUAGACUCUGAGGAAGGGUUUGGGAAGAUGGGUGUUUGUGGACUUAGUAUGGGAGGAGUACAUGCUGCAAUGGUUGGAUCACUGCACCCUACACCUGUUGCAACUCUUCCUUUUCUAUCUCCACACUCUGCUACUGUGGCAUUCUGUGAGGGAAUAUUACAGCAUGCUACUGCAUGGGAGGCACUGAGAAAGGAUCUUGCAGUAAUGACUCUUGAGGAGGUCAGAGAACGAAUGCGCAGUGUUUUGUCUCUCACAGAUGUGACACGCUUUCCAAUUCCAAAAAAUCCCAAUGCUGUGAUAUUUGUCUCUGCUACUGAUGAUGGGUACAUCCCAAAACACUCUGUGCUAGAGCUUCAAAAAGCUUGGCCCGGUUCAGAAGUAAGAUGGGUCACUGGUGGACAUGUCUCAUCUUUCCUUCUCCACAAUGGCGAGUUCCGCAGGGCCAUUGUUGAUGGACUUGACAGAUUAGAAUGGAAGGAGUCUCCUUUGUGACAUUGGCAUCACAUGUGAAGAAGACCCUGUACUUGGUCUGAAAUGGUAAAUCUACACACUACUAAUUCUGACCAUACUUGUAAAAAUGGAUAUAGUUGAUGUCUGGAACACCUCCAAAUGGAAAAGAGGGGGUAUUUUAUGAAUCAUCUAUUGAUGUUCUCUCAUAAGAUGUAUUUCUUGUUGUACUCUAAUCUGCAAGUUUACAAUGAUGCUGGUAUGUAGAGAUAUUGGAUCAUUGUAAAUUUAUAAUGUACAUUUGAAAGCAAUUAACAUCCAAGUACUCAGAUUGGCCUCGUUUA